GAAAAAUUUGAAGUGAUGAAGCGCCUCUUGAUCUUGUAGGGUUGUAUCUAGCAUCAAGUUCUUCAGUUGGCUUAGUAAGUUACACUAGAAAGUUACACAGUUAUACUAGAUAGUUAGUAGUUAGUUACAACUAGAGUAGACACAAAGAAAAUGUCUUCUACGUCUAGUGCCACAAUGUCGUCCCAUUCUCAUAUCGUGUUGGUCGUUGGCCUGCCAGGUGCUGGGAAGAGUUUCUUCUGCUCACAAAUGAAGACAAGGCUUGCGACAUCUGAAGUCGACCUUUCGAUCCAUGAAUUUGACGCAGUGGAGAGGCAGUUGGGAACAAACAUGUCGCAAGAUACUAGGGAUCAAGUACUAGCCGCGACGUCAACAGUGGUGCGUAGUUCUUCUAGUUCGUCCUCUUCCUCCUCUUUCAGUCCUGAAGUGUGGCGUGCGGCUCGUGCUUCUGUGUUGGCUGAGGUGAAGCGGGACACGACCGCAAACGCAACUGCUUUUCUGGACGAAGCCGGAAAGUCAUCAACCGCGUCUAAGACGACAUCAUCUUCGAAGAAGAUCCAUCUUCUAGAUGACAAUUUUUACCUUCGAUCCAUGCGCAAGCCUUACUUUCAGCUCGCUCGAGACCAGGGCGGCUUUUUCAAGAUGAUAGUUUUGAAGCCACCAUUGGAAACAUGUUUGUUGCGGAAUUCUUUACGCGCUGGUCGAGCACGAGUACCACAGAGCAUCAUCACUCACAUGUCAGAAGUAAUAGAAUGGCCUCUUUUGGACAAUCGCGGAACAUGGGAAUCCAAGGCAAAGUGGAUCGAACAAGGAGAGGAGGAAGGUGCGUUUACCUACUUAGAUGCUCAUUAGCCAUCAAUUGCGAGUGAAGAUAUGCAUAUCUGUCGUGGUUUAUUUUCAAACUAUCUUCAUGUUGAUGAAAGUUUUUUCGCUUGUUCAAUAAUCGUACUAAGUAAUGUACAAAGACAAACACCUCCACAAUAAAUAUCUUCAGAUGACGAAACUUUUCUCGAUCGUGCAACUGCUUUCCUAGUCGACGAGUCACCCGAUUACAUUCCACCUAAGCUUAACGAGGACGACAUGGCAAGCGGUGAGGCUGAAAAGCAACCGGAAACCCAUCUUCUCGAUAAUCGAUGUCGGAAACUUGUGGCAUUAGUCCUAAGAGACGUGAAGGACCCUGCGUUGAAGCCAGUACUGGCAAAGGAGCUAGGUGUGUUGAAGAAGGAGAUGACAAGUAUGCUUAGUAAGCAAAAACAGCAAGAGCAAAGCCACACUUCUGACUCAGGAAUCAUGUCUUCGAAUUUUACAGAAGAUGAACUAUGUGAAAUUUUUUACAGAAAAUGUAGAGCUCUCUUGAGCGGAUAUAGUGAUGAGAAUGUUGUUGUGGCAGCAGGGAAGGAAAUAUUAUCACAGCGAAAUUUUAUCACAGCGUGUUGUACGUGGCAC
Molecule: messenger RNA, 1443 nt
Organism: Amoebophrya sp. A25
Lineage: Eukaryota; Dinophyceae; Syndiniales; Amoebophryaceae
Source: the annotation of a GenBank genome assembly